Molecule: messenger RNA, 340 nt
Organism: Staurois parvus
Lineage: Eukaryota; Metazoa; Chordata; Amphibia; Anura; Ranidae
Source: the annotation of a GenBank genome assembly
UCAUGCUGCUGCCAGGUCCAGAGUCUCUCAUGGGUCCCUGUACGGCCUCCCAUUGCUGCUGUCUCCAUCGCCACACUCUGCCAUGUGCCACUUUCAGGUCUCCUCACACACUGCUGGGUUCAAUUUUAUCAUAGGGUGCUGGCAGAUUACGGGCCUCCCAUUGCUGCUGCCAGGCCUUAAUCUGCCAUGGGCCCCUGUACCGCCUCCUCAUGCUGCUGCCAGGUCCACAGUGUCUCAUGGGUCCCUGAACCGCCUCCCAUUGCUGCUGUCUCCAUCGCCACACUCUGCCAUGUGCCACUUUCAGGUCUCCUCACACUGCUGGUGUGUUACAUUUUUUGUC